Thyridium curvatum is the source of this 1512-nucleotide messenger RNA. RefSeq lists its product as uncharacterized. The transcript is spliced from 5 exons. Gene Ontology annotation, molecular function: phosphatase activity. Gene Ontology annotation, biological process: DNA damage response. Bases 1 to 1512 code for a protein of 503 amino acids. Lineage: Eukaryota; Fungi; Ascomycota; Sordariomycetes; Thyridiales; Thyridiaceae. Gene Ontology annotation, cellular component: cytoplasm; nucleus. The record is from RefSeq and is a predicted model, not a curated record.
AUGGAGUACGAAACGAAGACUCCUGGCUACACGACCGGCGAGCAAACCUCGUUUGGCUGGCCCACGGCCCGAGAGCGAUGGCCCAUCAUCAUUGUCCGUAACAUCCAAGUCUUUCUCUCUUCUAUACCAAAUUGCAUUGCUAAUUCAUCUUCUGUGGACCGCCAGACGCAAGCUAUUGAUGACGCUUACCGAAGUGUGUCUCAGUGCGACGAUGCCGACAAGCGCGCGGAGGGCAAGAAGAUCGUCGAGGAGCUCGCAAGUCUCAAAUACGAGGUCCAGCACGACCGGCAGCUCACACCGAUAAGAAACGACGGACAUGACGAUGUCGCCAUUUACAACAAGGAGCUCGAGCAAUUGGGCAAUCCUUCCUGGCUCAAUGUCCCUUGGCUGUAUGCCGAGUGCUACUUGUUCCGACGCAUCAACACCUCCUUCACACUCUCGAAACAAUGGCAAAAUUACGAUGUCUUUGCCCGACAAAAGAUCAAGACCUUCCGUUCUUCCCGGCCAGCCGUCCUCGAGCUCGCUACCAAAUAUAGGGGUCUAGUCAAGCAGAUGGAGGAGAGCAAGGGGAAAGCGCAGGACGAAGAAGCCGACAAGAUCUUGUUUAUGGAGAUGUGCGAGAUCUGCCUCUGGGGCAACGCAACCGACCUGUCUCUUCUGACCAACCUCACCUACGAAGACAUCCAAAAGCUGCAAGGAUCAGAGGCCCGCAAGGCUGCCGAGAAAAACAUCCUGGUCAACGAUCUCCCUACAGCCUACGAGACACUGAAAAGGGCCAAGGCGGAGGGCAAGAAGGAGCGUCGCGUCGAUAUUGUCCUUGACAAUGCCGGCUUCGAGCUGUACGUUGACCUCAUCCUGGCGGGAUACUUGCUGUCCUCCGGCCUGGCCACACUGGUUGUUCUCCACCCCAAGUCUAUGCCGUGGUUCGUCUCGGAUGUUCUGCCGAGCGACUUUGCCGCUCUGCUCAACGCCCUAGCGCAGCCCAAGAGCUUCUACGAGACUCCGUCGGAGGACGAGGUCCACCAGGGCAAGACGCCCGAGCCGCUGUCCGAGAGCGACGCCGCGGACCUGUCCUUCCUGUUCCAGCAGUGGAGCCAGCUCUACGCCGAAGGCCAGCUCAUUCUCCGCCCGAAUCGCUUCUGGACCCAUCCCGGCAGCUUCUGGCGACUUCCUCACACGGCCAAGGACCUUUACGAGGAUCUCAAGACCAGUGAACUGGUUAUCUUCAAGGGCGACCUGAACUACAGGAAGCUCACCGGCGAUGCAAGCACACCCUUUGCGAGGUGGGAUCCGACAACCCCAUUCGUCGAGGCGAUUGGACCUCUCGGUCCUGGCUCAGGUGUCAACGUGCUGGCCCUGCGGACGUGCAAGGCCGAUGUUGUGGUCGGCCUAAAGCCCGGCGAGGACGAACGGCUACGGAAGGAAACAGAGAACGGCGGCGGCGACUCUGGCGCUAGGAAGUGGGCGUGGAAUGGAAAAUGGGCUGUCGUCCAGAUGUCGGACGGGGCGUAA